Messenger RNA from Vollenhovia emeryi, 603 nucleotides. RefSeq lists its product as uncharacterized. The transcript has a single exon. Bases 1 to 603 code for a protein of 200 amino acids. NCBI's taxonomy places the organism in Eukaryota, Metazoa, Arthropoda, Insecta, Hymenoptera, Formicidae. The record is from RefSeq and is a predicted model, not a curated record.
AUGCUGCUUUUAUGGUCGUNUCCAUGCUAUCGCAGGAGGCAAGUGUAUCAAAUUUGUGGGAAGCUGGAUAUCUUGGGGAUCGCAGAUCCUUUAGAGAUUAAAACCAAGGAGGCACAUCUAGCAGAUGUAAAGACACUAUUUCAAGAUACGACUGGAAUCAAUGAAGAAGGACGUUACGAGGUUCUAUUGCCCUGGAAGGAAAAGCAUCCGUCACUCCCAGUUAACAGAGAUGUAGCGGAGAAGAGGUUAAUAUCUGUUACAAAAAAGCUGCGACAGGAAGAUUGGUACGAAGAUUAUGACGGAGUUUUCAACGAUUGGCUUUCCGAAGGCAUUAUAGAAGAAGUGCCACUUGAAAAAAUUGACAAUAAAGGAUUCUAUCUCCCCCAUAGACACGUUGUUAAAGAAGGAAGUACAACGGUAAUACGUCCAGUAUUUGAUGCUUCAGUCAAGAUGAAAGAUUCACCCUCGUUGAACCAAUGUCUAGAAACAAGCCCCAACCUCAUUGAACUCAUUCCGGCCAUGUUGCAUCGAUUCAGGGAAAAGAAGAUAGGACCCAGACAGCACACGACGUCCAAUGGACGUCCAUUUUUUGUUCUUAUUUAG